AUGUCUGUUCCUGAGAAGACUACAGUCCUUGUUGUCGGUGGUGGCCCUGCUGGGUCUUUCACCGCCUCAGCUUUGGCCCGCGAGGGUCUUGACUGUGUUGUCCUAGAAGCAGACAAAUUUCCCAGGUUUGCUGCCGGUUUUCAAAAAAGGGGGAGGACAGGAUUAAUGUUUGAUAGAUAUCAUGUCGGCGAGAGUAUGCUGGCAUCCAUACGCCAUUUCCUUCGCUUCAUAGAUCUCGACGAAAAGUUUGACAAGCAUGGCUUCGUUCAAAAGAAUGGUGCCGCAUUCAAGCUCAACUCAAAACAAGAAGCUUAUACUGAUUUCCUUGCCGCCGGCGGCCCUAACGGAUAUGCCUGGAAUGUGGUGCGUUCCGAAUCAGAUCAGCUCAUGUUUGAUCACGCAGCCGAAUCGGGCGCCAAAGUUUUCGAUGCGACCAAAGUCAGCUCGAUCGAAUGGGUCCCAACAGAGGGCGCGUCCACCACUGACGCUCCAAACCCGGGACGACCAGUUUCUGCAACGUGGUCUCGCAAAGACGGUACCACUGGCACCAUCAGCUUCGAAUAUAUUGUCGAUGCCACCGGACGAGCUGGUGUUGUCAGCACUAAGUACCUCAAGAACCGCCGCUACAAUCAAGGCUUGAAGAACAUCGCAAGCUGGGGUUACUUUGAAAAUGCCGGCCACUACGGAGUGGGAACUGAUCGUGCGGGUGCACCUUACUUCGAGGCUUUGCAAGACGCAAGUGGCUGGGUCUGGACCAUCCCCCUGCACAAUGACAAGAGGUCAGUCGGCGUCGUGAUAAAUCAAGACGUCGCCACACAGAGGAAGAAGAAUAUGGAAGAUCCAUCCACCAAGAACUUCUUCCUCGAGACACUCAAGGAAGUUCCAGGAGUGCAGAAUCUCCUCAAAGACGCUACCCUUGUCUCGGACGUCAAACAAGCAUCCGAUUGGUCAUACAGCGCCUCGACCUACGCCAGCCCAUACGUCCGUAUUGCAGGCGACGCAGGCUGCUUCAUUGACCCCUUCUUCUCCUCCGGCGUUCAUUUGGCGCUUGCCAGCGGUCUCUCCGCCGCAGCGUCCAUCUGCGCUGUCAAGAAGGGCCAAUGCGACGAGCAGACAGCGCACACGUGGCACACCAACAAGGUUGCCGAGGGAUACACUCGCUUCCUCGUUGUCGUCCUCAGCGCCCUGAAGCAAAUUCGGGCAAAGGACGAGGCAGUCCUAAGCGACUGGGAUGAGGAUGGUUUCGAUCGUGCUUUCGCUCUUUUCCGACCUAGCCGAAUUGGCAAAUUCGAUCGACUUCGCCGCCAAAGCCUUCCAACCCAUUGCCCCCAAGAGAAAGACGCCAUACUCAAGAAACUCGAAGGCACUCACUUAGCUGACGGCAGCAUCAAAGACAGCCAAAAGGCGCAAGAAGCCGAAUCGUUGCUCAGCGAGGAAGAGACGCGCAUCCUGACCACCAUCCGCGCACGCUCGAUGGUGCGCUCCGAGGACACGAUGAACAUCGACAGCUUCAACGCCGACGUCGUCGACGGUAUGAGGCCCGUGGUCAUCAGGGGACAGCUCGGUCUCGAGAAGGCGGAUAAGAUGGCAGACGCUCCGAGGCAGGAUAUCAUGAGCAAGAUGAUUAACGAGGACAAGAUCUUCGCGGACAUGCCUUCGCUGGCUACGGCGGCCACUGAAGCUGUGGCUGCUCACUAG
Molecule: messenger RNA, 1698 nt
Organism: Bacidia gigantensis
Lineage: Eukaryota; Fungi; Ascomycota; Lecanoromycetes; Lecanorales; Ramalinaceae
Exons: 5
Coding region: 1-1698 (565 amino acids)
Molecular function (GO): FAD binding; catalytic activity
Source: RefSeq, a predicted model, not a curated record